This is a messenger RNA of Sebastes umbrosus (honeycomb rockfish), 8887 nucleotides long. RefSeq names its product SET domain containing 1A, histone lysine methyltransferase (gene setd1a). The coding region runs from base 332 to 7003 and encodes 2223 amino acids. Gene Ontology annotation, cellular component: Set1C/COMPASS complex. The record is from RefSeq and is a predicted model, not a curated record. Gene Ontology annotation, molecular function: RNA binding; protein binding; histone H3K4 methyltransferase activity. The transcript has 21 exons. NCBI's taxonomy places the organism in Eukaryota, Metazoa, Chordata, Actinopteri, Perciformes, Sebastidae.
UGACGCGAUGGCCGCUCUCUCAACAAUAUAACGAUUAUUAUACCGAAAACAAAGACUUCACCGGUCGGAGAGGCGUGUUGUUACCUGGACUAACCACCGGAAUGAUAGCGGCAUCGUUUUAACCCGUCGGUUUUGCUCUACCACCCGGUCGGAGACGUCUCUUUUCUGUUAGUGUCUCAGUGUUUGUCUGCUUGGUCUGCCGGGCCUGGAGAGAGGAGCGGCGGGCUAAUACUCUCGGAUGAGCGGGCUGUAGCUCUCACAGAGGUGGGGGGCUGAAUGAACCGGGAAACUAGUCAGUACAGCAUCUAACGGAGCUGCAUAACAUGAUUAAAUGUUACUAAUUUGUAGGAUGGAUCCAGACGGUGGGGCAGAUUCACAAAAAGCUGUCAGUUUGCAGUGGAAGAGCUACAAACUCGUCCAGGACCCAGCCAUACGACGGGUUGCACAGAAAAUCUACAGAUAUGAUGGAGUGCAUUUCAGUGUGCCAGACUCUGGAUUUCCUCCCGUGGGUGAUCUGCGGGACCCUAGACCCCGGAGACUAUGGUCCAGGUAUACAGAACUGUCCCUGCCAGUACCCAAGUUUAAGCUCGAUGAGUUCUAUGUGGGUCCCAUACCCCUCAAGGAGGUGACCUUUGCUAGACUCAAUGACAACAUCAAGGAGCCCUUCCUGGCAGAAAUGUGUGCCAAGUUUGGUGAGGUGGAGGAAAUGGAGAUCCUGUUUCACCCCAAGACCAGGAAGCACUUGGGCCUGGCCAGGGUGUUGUUUACCAGCACCAGAGGAGCCAAGGACACAGUCAAGCAUCUGCACAACACUUCUGUCAUGGGUAACAUCAUUCAUGCUCAGCUGGAUAUAAAAGGCCAGCAGAGGAAGAAGUAUUAUGACCUGAUAGUAAAAGGGUCCUACACUCCUCAGACUGUGCCCCUGGGAGGCAAGGCUCUGACAGACAGGCUCCAGCCUCAGGCCCCCCCACCACAGCCACAGCCACAGCCACAGCCACCACCACAGCCACAGCCACAGCCUGACACGUCAUCAGAAAUCAGGCGGAGGCUCUCCAGUGAGCUUGCGGUUUUGGCAGCAGGGGUCCAGGCCCUCACAUCAGGCAGCGCCACCCCUUGCUCUGGGGAUACUGGUUUCAGUGACCAGCGAUUGGACACGCCCCCCUCUUCAGGCCCCUUCACACCGGGCUCCACUGCUUCAUCUCAGGGUGGUGGAGGAGGGGGGGGAACACCUUUCAGCUCCAGAUCUGGGACUCCUUUCUCACAAGACUCGGGCUACGCCGGCGGCAGGCAAACUGGCUACAACACUGGCACUUUGGGCAGCGGCUACCCUCCCCAGGACAUGCUACCUUCCUCCUCCUCGUCUUCUGCAGUCUCAUCUACUGUCGGAGGAUACAAAGUGUCUCGCUACUCGGAGGAUGCACAGGAACCGUCAGUGCAUCAGCGAGGUCGCCCUAUGUACCCCCCGACCACAUCAUACCGUCCCAACGAGCCGCCGUGCUACCCCCCAUACCCCAAUGUUGGAGGGCCUGGGCCACACAUGGCGCACCACUCCUCAAUGCCUCCGCCACCUCUUGCCGCCCAAUAUGAUCCGCCCCCAAUGUCAGACAGGGACCGUGACCGUGACAGAGACUCAGGGGGGCGCUACGGGGCAGCGGGGAUUGGCUCCAGAAGGUCAUCUUACCACCAGCAGCAAGACACAAACUCUUCCACAAAGUACCAUUCCCAUCACUCCCAUCACCACUCAGAACGCAGGGACGAAAGGGGGUACCGGCGAGACAGCCUGGGCUCCCGAUCAGGUGACCACAGCCACCAGAGACACCGCAACCACCACCAUUCUCACAACCACCACGGCAGCAGCAGCCGCAGGAGGAGCAGCCAUGACCGGGACAGAGAUCGAGACAGAGACCGAGACAGAGACAGUGACUUCUCCAACAGCUCUGACCCCAGAUACAAUUCCAACUCCUACCGCUCCUCCUCUAACAGCAUGUCUCCUCCCCCCUCAUCUUACUCCGCAUACUCCUCCAAAGAGCCGGCCCCAGCCCCUCCUCAGGGAUUAGACGCUUCCACUCGUCUAGGGGGCACAAGCCUCCCAGAGAGGGGCUCUCUGCCUUCGGUAGGUGCUGACAAGCACCACAGUGCUCUGCCUCCACCUCCCCCACCACCACCGCCCCUCCCGUCAGCCUCAGUCAUGGCAGCGGCUGUAGCUGAGACACUUGGAACACUGGACUUCAACCAGGAUAGUCCGGCCCGCGAAGAGCAGUGGACAAAGCCCAAACGUCGUCCCAGCACCCCACCCGCGCCGCCGAAGACGCCCCCGCCUGCCUCCCCACCACAGCCCUCCAUCGCUUCUUCCUCUACCUCCCCUUCAUCUACCUCCCUCCCUCACCAUCUUCCCUCCUCCUCCAGCUCCCCACCGCCCCCUCAACGGGACUCCUCUUCCCCAGAGCCAGAUUCCACCAAUGAGAGUUUACCGUUCGUCUACCACAGCAGCAGCCUCGACUCUCGUAUUGAGAUGCUCUUAAAGGAACAAAAGGCUAAGUUUUCUUUCCUUGCCUCUGAUGAGGAAGAUGACGAAGAGAGGAAAGAGGAGAAGCAGAGGGGCGUACGUGGGGAUGGAGGAGAGCGAAGAGGCGGAUCAGGUGAUGCAGGGGAGCACACGAGUGGCAGUCAGGUGGGAGAUAAUGGGGAGAAGGACCACAGGAGGAAAGGGGAAAGAGACAGAGAUGGACACAGAGGAAGGAAACGGGGAAAGGGGGGAGAUGGUAGGAAGAGUCCCACUGUACCUACAGCCACCAUCCCCUCCUCUUCCUCCUUCUCUUCCCACAUCCUUCCCCCAGAUAAGCCCCAGCCCCAGGUUGGCCUUACUGGGACGGGAGCUUUGCAGGAGGAGUCUUCACAGGGAGCACCUGAUGAUUCACGGAGCAGGACGGGAGCACACACACCACCUUACAAUGGACAGACUCAGCCCUCCCCUCGUUCCUCAGGUGAAGACAUGGAGAUCUCGGACGAGGAGGAGGAGCAGACGAGUACCAUAACAACGGUGACCACCCACCAACCCUCCAUCACCUCAUGUUCCUCACCCUCUUCAUCCCAGGCUGCAAUGCCUUCACAAACAACAGACCCCUCAUCUUCACCCCCACCCAUCUCUGACUCUGCACAGCACUUUGGCACCUCCAUGCACCCUCCGCUUCCUUCCUACCCUCCUCAUUUGCCUCCUCCACCUCCCCCUGGUUACUCCCUCCAGCCACCACCUCCUCCUGGGAUCCCUCCACUGCCCCACAUGGAGCUGCACCCCGAGUAUCCUCCCCCCAUGCCCCACCACAUGUAUGACUAUGCCACGUCCAUGGAGCUGAUGAACCAGUACAGUGGUGGAGCUCCUAUGUCUUUCCAAAUGCAGACCCACAUGCUAAGUCGCCUCCACCAGCUGCGCAUGUCGUCAUCCAAUGGCACCCCGGGCCCUGGUGAGGCAGCCACAGCAGACUACGCCUCCUACCACCACCACUCUAUGCCGCCACCCCACACACACCACCCUUACAUGGAACAAGAGGGGAGCGGGGCGGGUGCUCAUUAUGACCAGGAUCACCGCUACAUGCACCCCCACAUGCCUUACCCCUACCCUGACCCCCACAGCACUCAGAUACCCCCCCCUCCACACCAUGGCAUCCCGCCUCCCCAUACUGGCUGGCCGCCACACGUCUUACCGCCACAAUACCCCUCUUACAUGCCCCCACCUGUCUACGGCACCAUGCUGCCUGGGGAGGGAGACGAGUACCGGACUCCAGGAGAGGAGAUGCCCAUGAUGGCUGAAAAUAAUCCACAUGAAGCCACAGUGCAGAUGGUCCUGGGCAAUCUGAUCCAGGAAAUGAAGAACAUCAUGCAGAGGGACCUGAACCGAAAAAUGGUGGAGAACGUUGCCUUUGCGACUUUUGACGAGUGGUGGGAGAGGAAAGAGACCAAAGCCAAGCCUUUCCAGACAAUGGUUAGAGGAAUGUCUGCGUUACGGGAUGAUGAGAAAAAAGAGGAAAAGGUCAACCGUCCUCGGGAGCCUCUCACGGCUCUUGUGGAUUGGGCAAAGAGCGGCGGCAUGGAGGGAUUGUCUCUCCGGGGAGCACUACGACUGCCUUCCUUCAAGGUGAAGAGGAAAGAACCUCAGGAGAUCAAAGAGGGAGACAUGAAAAGGCCGCGACCCUCGACUCCACCAGACGAGGAUGACGAAGCUGCUGAGGGGAGGAUGCCGGAGGCGAACAGACAUGGAGCCGAAAGGGACAACAAGAGGAGGAAAAAGAAGCCAAGGAAUCUUAAACCUUGGGAGCUCGGCAGUGAGGGAGAGGAAACGUCGGAUGGCUCCUCCACUGAAAAGGAGGACGGAGAGGAAAGUGAAAAGGAGUCUGAUGAUGAUGCCCUUAGUGUUGAUAGUGAUGAUGAGAGCCUCUCUUCGUCCUCUGAGGGCUCUUCCUCUUCAGCAUCCUCCUCUUCAUCUUCUUCUGAAGAUGAGGACGAAGAGGAAGGAGAGAGGGCUGAGAGUGAAGGGCCAGACACCAUGGAUGAGUCCACCAUGGACAGCACAACCGAGAAACAUGACAGGGAAAAUAACGCAGCUGCUGUUUCUAAGGCAGAGGUCAAAACAGGUGAACUUAAGGACAGCAAAGCAGAUACAACAGCAGCACCUAUCAAGCGUCCUCCAUCGCCCCUGUACCCGCGCCCUUCGUCCCCUAUUGUUGUUGUGCCCCCUCUCAAGAAACGCAGGAAGACUGUCUCGUUCUCCACAGGCGAGAACGACGGCAAAAGCCAGCCGCCGACUGCACCGCUUUCUCCAUCUCCCUCACAACUGGCGGGUGAAUCUCCCCUUGUCUCCCCUGUCAGGCCUCCAGACUCCCCCGUCACUGCUUCCCCGUCCCCCUUGGCUCGUCCCACUCAGGGCAUCCAACUUCUCCCCUUCGCCUCCAAACCAGGUGAAGGCAAUGCCCUCAUUGUGCCCCCAUCUGGACGAACCCAAGAUUCUGACGAGUCCAAAAGACUUCCUGUUUCUCCUCAGACCACGCCGGUCAAAUCCCCUGGAAAACGGGGUGCAGGCAAAGACUUCCCCAAAUCUCCCAUCCCUCCUAUCAUGGUGUGCCGUACCGUGCAGAACCUGCCGUUGGACCACGCUUCUAUGUGCAGGAUGGCCUUCGAGGAGGCUCCUCCUCCACCUCCCGUCAACAAACGGUCCAGAGGCAGGCCUCGGACGACCAGCCUGUCUGCUUCUUCCUGUCACUCCCUCAGAGAGGAAGACGAGGAUGAGGAGGAAAGUGAGCAGAGGUUGAGACUUAGAGAGCAGCUGGGGGCAUCGAGCCUCCUGCAGCUGGCCUCAGCUUCAACUGACUUGUCUGUGUUGGCGGACGUAGCCCUGAAAAUGGACCCUGACGCUGGAGACUCAGAGGAGACGGAGACAUCUGAUGAGGCGGAAGAGCAGAAGAUGGAAGAGGAUCUCUUCUCCCCAGAGUCUCUGGCUCUGGUUCUGAGCCCAGAGGGUGUAAUUGUCCUCAUGGAGCACAACUACUGCAAAGCCCCUAUUCUCCCAGUACCAUCCGGUACCAAAAGGACUUCCUCCAAACAGGACUCCUCUGUCUUACUCCCAGCAGACCUCAACACUAUUUCUGGGGUGCUUGAAGCGCCAGAGGAGGUCAUUGGAGAGGCGCUGCCCUCCAGAGGAGAUACAAAAGAACACUUAUCUACAAUGGGAGUGCUUUGUGAGUCUGAGGAUGCGGGCCAGGCUGCGUCUCUAACUCCAUCGUCAAAGAAGAAGAUCACGGCUGGCAAAGGUUUAGAACUUGAAAAGGACAAGAGCAAAAAGAGGAGAAGAAAAGACAAAGAAAACCUCGAGGUUCAUCACUCACCAAAACAAAAAGAGCAGCCGGGCAAGAAGCAGAGGAAGCGGAAACUAGAGGACUCUGAGGAGGAUGUGGACGUUGAGGAGCUUGAGUCAGGGGAGCUGUCCAGCUCAGACACCGAGGACGAGGUGGUUGAAGACGUGAGGAAGAGUGAGCGCCUCUUCCUGCAGGAGGCAGGUGUGACAUCAUCCCAGCGCUGGCCUAAACCUGCCCCAGCAGCACCCGAGCUGCCGGCCAUCAAGUUUGACAACCGCAGUGAGUUUGAGCAGAUGACCAUCCUGUAUGACAUCUGGAACUCCGGUCUGGACGGCGAAGACUUGAGUUUGCUGAAGCAGACGUAUGAGAAGCUGCUACAGGACAACCAGAGCUCUGACUGGCUCAACGAUACCCACUGGGUCAAUCACACUAUAACCAAUUUGCCAAACCCUCGGCGUAAGAAGAAGAAUGCUUGCGAACAGCUUCGGGAGCAUGUGACCGGUUGUGCCAGGAGUGAGGGCUACUACGCCAUCAGCCGCAAGGAGAAGGACGUCUAUCUGGACCUGGACCUGCCCGAGCAGGUCAUACGGGAGGGGGAGAAUGUCGACAGCUCGGGAGCGAACCGGGUCCUAUCAGAGAGACGCUCAGAGCAACGUCGGCUCCUCACUGUCAUCGGCACCACGGCGGUCAUGGACUCUGACCUACUCAAACUCAACCAGCUUAAGUACCGCAAGAAGAGGCUUCGCUUUGGACGCAGCAGGAUCCACGAGUGGGGCCUGUUCGCCAUGGAGCCCAUCGCUGCCGAUGAGAUGGUCAUUGAGUAUGUGGGGCAAAACAUCAGACAGAUGGUGGCUGACAAUCGAGAGAAGCGGUACGCACAGCAGGGCAUCGGGAGCAGCUACCUGUUCAGAGUGGACCACGACACAAUUAUCGAUGCCACCAAGUGUGGCAACCUGGCCCGAUUCAUCAACCACUGCUGCACUCCAAACUGCUACGCCAAGGUCAUCACCAUAGAGUCCCAGAAGAAGAUUGUGAUCUACUCGAAGCAGGCCAUCGCCGUCAACGAAGAGAUCACCUACGACUACAAAUUCCCUCUGGAGGAAAACAAGAUUCCUUGCUUGUGUGGAACAGAGAACUGCCGCGGGACACUGAACUAGUGGACGCGCUUCUAUUCCUCACUUGCCAACGGACAGCCGGGACCGGACACCUGCCGGUUCACCCUCCUCAGAGUGUACCUCGAAACAAAGCCACCCUCCGACCCCCACCACCCCUACCCCGUCCUCAUAAUACCCAGGAAACAGAGACACACACACUUGCACUUUUCACACACACUUUUCAUUCACUUGGCAGUUUCACAAGCCAGUGUGUGAGAGGUUUGUGAGGGGGGCCUCUGCUUCAGCACGAGCUCCUCUGUGGCAGUAUUGUUGGACUGCAUUGGGUAAUAUGUUCCGACCGAGCGGUUCGGUGCAGCCAGGCAUGAAAGCUCUUUAUUUCCAUGCCAAUACCCGUUUGAAGGAAGACAAUAAAAACUGAAAAGAACACCAGUAUUGUAUGUCUACGUCAGCUCACAUAACCUACAGCCUAGUCCACUCUUCCAGUGUCAAAUCCCUCCCUGCACCCACCCACCCGCUCAGAUCCGCACACAGACGCACAGGAAUAUCUGACAAAUUCAGGGUUUUUAAAAGCGCUUGUUAAAGGCGCACUUUUAAGAUGACAAACUUCAAUCAAUUUGGUCUUCAGUUAUGCAAGAUUUCCAAGUGUGAAGAUUGUUUUGGAGCUUUUCUUUUUAUUUCAUUUCAUAGUAUUAUAUAAUAAUGUUACUAUUGCUGUUAUUAAUGGUAUUUUUUUUUAGUUGCAUUCGCUGUAAGUAUCCUACAGUGAGAUGAGCUUCAGUGUACCCCAUAAAACUAUCGUUUCCCUUCUCCACUGUGCGUUACUCUCCUGAUCCGCCACAAUGAGAGUAAAGUCCUUACAACUAUUGUUUUUAACCCACCGUGAAAAUAUGUCCGUUAGGUUUGUAGCUAAAAGUGUUUUAUUUUUACAUGGCUGCUGAGUUUUUGUCUGCAGGAUCAGCACAACGGAGAAUUGGCCUGUUUUUUUUCUUUUUGCCCCGAAGUUAAAGCUAUGUUAACACAAGGUCUUGUGACGAGAACUGGUUAAGUGUUUGUUCCGUCUGUUUGUCUGUGUUUAGUUCCUUGGAAGCAAAUGUCGACGAUUCCUGUUUCAACAGUUGGCAAGUUCUUCUUCCUUCACUAAACUCACACAGGUUCUAGUAGAAAUGUGUGGUCCAUGUUAAACUUAGUCUAUCUGUGUGCCACACAUGUUUUUAAAAGGCACAUUUAUUUCACUUGGUCAGGUUUAGUUUUGUAACGUUUGUUUUUUUUCCCCUGUUUUGUGGGCCUUUCCCAGAAUGCAUUAUUUUAUUUGAGAGUGUGGAGUCGUUCGCCCCAUUGAAAACACCCCUCCCUGAAAAAUGUUUCUGCUCAAUGCAAACAAAUGUCCUGCUUACAAUCUGUUUGCAGUGUCGAUGGGUGGAAGGUAUAUAUAGAUAGGCCUCAGCGGGUUUGUGAUACGCUGCAGACAGCAGGAUGUAUAUGGCCCUCGUGUUGUGUCUCUGUUUUUCAAAUGGCUAAUAGCCGUCCAAAGUUUGACUUUCAUUUUGAACUUUUAACUAGCAGACUUUUAAUUUUGUUCCCUCCCGAACAGGAACAUGUGUAAGAUAUUUCUUGAAAGCCUUUCAGUACAAACCAACCCUCUUUACUACAGGAUAAAAAGAUGAAAGGAAAAAAAAAUCAAAGAAGUACAUGUAAAUAUUGUAGAGGUGUUUGUUUCUCGUAGAAACACACUGAUUUCAAGCUGUAAAUAUGUCGUUCCUUUUCCUCUCUCCAUGAGGAGGAAACAUGUACAUACCUUCCAUUCAUUUAUUUUUUAUUGUUUUUCCUUUUAAUUUGAUGAUUAUUUUAAUAUUAUUUGCAAUAUUUCUCUUGUAUUAAUGCGUUGGACCCUUUAUUAAUGGUGCAUUAAAAUAUUUUUUAAAUAAA